AUGGCACCUCGUAGAAAACGCCAGCGACUGUCGGAGGACGGCGCCUCAGCCACGACGGCUCUCGCAGACGCCGACGAACCCUCUCAUACCACCGCAAGCCCCUCCAAAGCUACCCAGUCGCGCAGGCAGCUCUUCGUUCGCUCCCUCGCUUCCUCUGUCACCACCGAAGACCUCACCGAUUUCUUCUCUGAGAACUACCCUAUCAAAUACGCUCUCGUCGUUCUUGACAAGGAAACAAAGGCUUCGAAGGGCUAUGGCUUCGUCACAUUCGCCGACGCCGAGGAUGCGCAGCGCGCAAAAGAGGAACUCGAUGGAGCUGACUUACAAGGCAAGAAGAUCAAGGUUGAGGUCGCCGAGGCGCGUCAUCGUGAUGCGGAUACCGCUGCGCCUGCAGUUUCUGCGGGUGCGAGAGCGAGAGCCGAGCGCGAACAGGCGAUAAAGGAAAACCAGGCGCCGAAGCUUAUUGUACGGAAUUUGCCUUGGAGUAUCAAGACGCCGGAGCAGCUUCAGAAGCUGUUCUUGAGCUAUGGAAAGGUACACUUCACGAAGCUGCCCAAGAAGCCGACCGGCGAGCUGAGAGGUUUCGGAUUUGUGGCACUCAGAGGAAAGAAGAAUGCAGAGAAGGCGAUGGAGGAGUUGAACGGAAAGGAAAUCGACGGUAGGCAAAUUGCUGUGGAUUGGGCGGUCGACAAGGACGCUUGGCAGGAUUUGCAGAAGCAAUUGGAUGCUGAAGAAGUCAGGCAGAAAGACGAGUCCAAAGAGGGUGAUGAAGAUGAGGACGAGAACGAUAGAUCUUCAGCUGAGGGCUCGGAAGAGGACGACGACGCAGGAAGUGACGACGAGAACGAAGAUGACAGCAAUACCGACUACGAAGACGUCUCUGACAGCGACGAAGAAGGCGGCAUAGCCCUCGAAGAUGCCAAACCCAGAGCUCCCGAUUACACCGUCUUCAUCCGAAACCUUCCCUUCACAGCCGACGACGAUAGCCUCUUCGAGCACUUCAAGCAAUUUGGUCCGAUCGCGUACGCUCGAGUUGUGAUGGACCACGAAACCGACCGACCAAAAGGCACUGGCUUCGUUCGUUUCUACAAAGAAGAAGACAUGAUUGAUUGUCUAAAGGGCGUACCAUCAACAAAGUUGCAACGAGUCACCGCCGAUCGAAGAGACGGUACACAGAUCACCAUCGCACACUCUGUCCUAGAAAACGAAGAUGCCGACCCAACGGGCCGCUACACAAUGGAUGGCCGAGUCCUCCAGAUUUCCCGCGCUGUCGACAAAACCGAAGCUGUACGCCUCACUGCUGAAGGGCAAGCUUCGCGUUUUAAUCGUGACAAGGAUAAGCGCCGUCUGUACCUCCUCUCUGAGGGUACUCUCGAUACUAAAUCACCUUUGUACCAGAAACUGUCUCCAUCAGAGAUCAAGAUGCGACAAGAGAGUGCAGACCAACGCAAGAAGCAGAUCGAGAAGAACCCCUCGCUGCAUCUUUCUCUUACCCGUCUCGCAGUUCGCAACCUUCCCCGCACUGUCACGUCCAAAGAUCUCAAGGCUCUCGCACGCCAGGCUAUUGUCGGCUUCGCCGCCGACGUCAAGGAAGGCAAGCGACAGCGCCUGUCGGCCGAAGAACUGGCUCGUGGCGGUGACGCCAUGCUCAAUGCUGAGAAAGCGAGAAAGCGUAUGGGCAAGGGUAUUGUUAAACAAGCCAAGGUUGUCUUCGAGACGCCCGCUGGAAGCAAGAUUACCGAGGAGAGCGGUGCUGGUAGGAGUCGUGGGUAUGGCUUCAUUGAGUUCUACACGCAUCGUAGUGCGCUCAUGGGAUUGCGCUGGCUCAACGGACACGCCGUCGACUACAAAACACAAGCAACACAACCUAAGAGCAAGAAAGCGGCGAAGGAAGAGCAUCAGGACAAGAAGAAGAGGCUCAUCGUUGAGUUUGCCAUUGAGAACGCGAACGUCGUCGCUCGGCGCUCGGACAGGGAGAGCAAGGCCAAGGAUCCCAAGCCGGCCGACAAGGACGGGGAGGAGGCUGACUCAGGCCGCGAAAGGAAGGGCGACAAAAAGCGGAAACGCGAGUCGGGUACGGGAGGUGAGAAGGUGGGAAAGAGGAAGGAUCAGGGAUCGGGCGCCGCGGAUGCGGGUGAAGAUGCUGCGAAGAGCAAGCUCGAUGCGAAGGCCAAGCAGCGUGCACAGAUCAUACAGAAGAAGCGGAUGGCCAGGAGGACAAGAAAGCAGGGCAAAGCGUGA
Messenger RNA from Didymosphaeria variabile, 2241 nucleotides. RefSeq names its product RNA recognition motif-containing protein (gene NOP4). The transcript has a single exon. Bases 1 to 2241 code for a protein of 746 amino acids. The record is from RefSeq and is a predicted model, not a curated record. NCBI's taxonomy places the organism in Eukaryota, Fungi, Ascomycota, Dothideomycetes, Pleosporales, Didymosphaeriaceae. Gene Ontology annotation, molecular function: RNA binding.